Cooperia oncophora is the source of this 432-nucleotide messenger RNA. The record is from the annotation of a GenBank genome assembly. NCBI's taxonomy places the organism in Eukaryota, Metazoa, Nematoda, Chromadorea, Rhabditida, Trichostrongylidae.
AUGUUCACUCAGUACCAGAAACUGUACCAUGUAAUUGGAAGCGCUGAUGAAUUCCAGGACUUUGAACGUGAGGGGCUUGAUCUAUCUAAGCCAAGCGAGAAAGCUAUUCUCGCUCGUAACGUUGCUUCUGGUUAUAUGAUAUUCGGUGGCGGCCUAACUGUCGGUUUCAGCAAUCUGAUGUGUGGUCUGGCUGUUGCAUCUCUAGGAGAGGCUACAGCUUCCUCUCGAGCUCAUUCCGAUCUGGAAAGAUCAUACAAAACGGGCAUGUUCCCUCACUACCAGAAAUUGUACCAUGACUUUGAACGUGAGGGGCUUGAUCUAUCUAAGCCAAGCGAGAAAGCUAUUCUUGCUCGUAACGUUGCUUCUGGUUAUAUGAUAUUCGGUGGCGGCCUAACUGUCGGUUUCAGCAAUCUGAUGUGUGGUCUGGCUGUU